ACUUCCCCUGAGAGGGGCGGGCGGAGGCUGGCCUUUGGCAGUGGGGCCGGGAUAUGCGACGGUGGCAGCUCCCUCUUCUCAGCAGGAUUCUGAUCUUGGCUAGCACCGGUGCUUCACGGCCUUCUCCUCUGCAGCAGCGGCUCCGCCUGCCCGGGCUUCAGAAGGAGACCCCCAACAAAAUGAGCAAUCCAGCUAUUAAGAGAAUAGCAAAUGAGAUUAUCAAAUCACCUGAGGAUAAGAGAGAAUAUCGUGGAUUAGAAUUGGCAAAUGGCAUCAAAGCAAUGCUCAUCAGCGACCCCACAACAGAUAAGUCAUCAGCUGCACUUGACGUACAUAUAGGAUCAUUAUCAGACCCUCCCAACAUUGCUGGGCUGAGCCAUUUCUGUGAGCAUAUGCUGUUCUUGGGAACCAAGAAGUACCCAAAAGAGAAUGAGUACAGUCAGUUUCUUAGUGAGCAUGCAGGAAGUUCAAAUGCUUUCACUAGUGGAGAACACACCAAUUAUUACUUUGAUGUGUCACAUGAACAUCUAGAAGGUGCAUUGGACAGGUUUGCCCAGUUUUUCCUGUGCCCUCUGUUUGAUGAGAGCUGCAAGGAAAGGGAAGUGAAUGCUGUUGAUUCUGAACAUGAAAAGAAUUUAAUGAAUGAUGCCUGGCGAUUGUUUCAGUUGGAGAAAGCUACUGGAAAUCCCAAACAUCCCUUCAGUAAAUUUGGAACAGGAAACAAAUUAACUUUGGAAACUAGACCAACUAUAGAAGGAAUAGAUGUAAGACAAGAGCUGUUGAAGUUCCAUUCCACUUAUUAUUCAUCAAAUUUAAUGGUUGUUUGUGUCCUAGGACGAGAAUCAUUGGAUGAGCUGACCAGUUUGGUAGUAAAGCUAUUUUCAGAAGUAGAGAACAAAGAUGUCCCAUUACCAGAAUUUCCUGAACAUCCUUUCCAAGAAGAACAUCUUCGGCAACUUUACAAAGUGGUACCUAUUAAGGAUAUUAGAAAUCUUUAUGUCACGUUUCCAAUACCAGACCUUCAGAAAUACUAUAAAUCAAACCCUGGUCACUACCUUGGUCAUCUAAUUGGACAUGAAGGUCCAGGAAGUCUUUUAUCAGAACUCAAAGCUAAAGGCUGGGUAAAUACUCUGGUUGGAGGACAGAAAGAAGGUGCUAGAGGUUUCAUGUUCUUCAUCAUUAAUGUGGACCUGACAGAGGAAGGGCUUUUACAUGUUGAAGAUAUAAUUUUGCACAUGUUCCAGUAUAUUCAAAAACUACGUACAGAAGGACCUCAAGAAUGGGUUUUUCAAGAGUGCAAGGAUCUAAAUGCUGUGGCUUUCAGAUUUAAAGAUAAAGAACGACCACGAGGUUAUACGUCGAAGCUUGCAGGGAUUUUGCAUUAUUAUCCCAUAGAAGAAGUGCUUGCUGCUGAAUAUUUACUUGAAGAAUUUAGGCCUGAUUUAAUAGAGAUGGUGCUGGAUAAAUUGAGGCCACAAAAUGUUAGGGUUGCAAUAGUUUCUAAAUCUUUCGAAGGAAAAACGGAUCGAACAGAAGAGUGGUAUGGAACACAGUACAAGCAAGAAGCAAUUUCUGAUGAAGUCAUCAAGAAAUGGGAAAAUGCUGACCUAAAUGGGAAAUUCAAGCUUCCAAUGAAGAAUGAGUUUAUUCCUACUAACUUUGAAAUUUUGCCACUAGAAAAGGAUGCACCACAGUACCCUGCUCUUAUCAAGGACACUGCCAUGAGCAAACUAUGGUUCAAGCAGGAUGACAAAUUCUUUUUGCCAAAAGCUUGUCUCAACUUUGAGUUUUUCAGCCCAUUUGCUUACGUGGAUCCCUUGCAUUGUAACAUGGCCUAUUUGUACCUUGAACUACUCAAAGACUCCCUCAACGAGUAUGCAUAUGCAGCAGAACUAGCUGGCUUGAACUAUGACCUCCAAAAUACCAUCUAUGGGAUGUAUCUUUCUGUAAAAGGAUAUAAUGACAGGCAGCAUAUCUUGUUAAAGAAGAUCAUUGAGAAAAUGGCCACGUUUGAGAUUGAUGAGAAAAGAUUUGAAAUUAUCAAGGAAGCGUACAUGAGAUCACUUAACAACUUUCGAGCUGAACAACCUCACCAGCAUGCUAUGUAUUACCUCCGACUGUUGAUGACUGAAGUUGCUUGGACCAAAGAUGAAUUAAAAGAAGCUCUAGAUGAUGUCACUCUUCCUCGCCUCAAGGCCUUUAUAUCUCAGCUGUUGUCACGGUUACACAUUGAGGCUCUUCUCCAUGGCAAUAUAACAAAACAGGCAGCAUUAGGAAUUAUACAAAUGGUUGAGGACAUUCUCGUUGAGCAUUCUCAUACAAAGCCACUCCUUCCCAGUCAGCUAGUAAGAUACAGAGAAGUUCAGCUCCCUGACAGAGGCUGGUUUGUCUAUCAACAGAGGAAUGAAGUUCAUAACAAUUGUGGCAUAGAAAUAUAUUACCAAACAGAUAUGCAGAGUACCUCUGAGAAUAUGUUUUUGGAGCUCUUCUGUCAAAUUAUAUCAGAGCCUUGCUUCAACACUCUGCGUACCAAGGAACAGUUAGGUUACAUUGUGUUCAGUGGUCCACGACGGGCUAAUGGCAUACAAGGACUGCGAUUUAUUAUUCAGUCAGAAAAACCACCACACUACUUAGAAAGCAGGGUUGAAGCUUUCCUAAAAACUAUGGAGAAGUGCAUUGAAGAUAUGUCAGAAGAAGCUUUCCAGAAACAUAUCCAAGCAUUAGCAAUUCGUCGCCUAGACAAACCAAAGAAGUUGUCUGCAGAGUGUGCUAAAUACUGGGGAGAAAUAAUUUCUCAGCAGUAUAACUUUGACAGAGAUAAUAUUGAAGUGGCGUAUCUAAAGACCCUGACCAAGGAUGAUAUCAUACAGUUCUAUAAGGAGAUGUUGGCAGUAGAUGCUCCCAGGAGACACAAGGUAUCCGUACACGUCCUUGCAAGGGAAAUGGAUUCCUGUCCCGUGGUUGGAGAAUUCCCAAGCCAAAAUGACGUAAAUCUGGCACCAGCACCCCUCUUGCCACAGCCUGAUGUGAUUCAAAACAAACCACAUAAAAAUGUCAUGACUUCAAAACUGUGA
Pelodiscus sinensis (Chinese soft-shelled turtle) is the source of this 3074-nucleotide messenger RNA. The record is from RefSeq and is a predicted model, not a curated record. Lineage: Eukaryota; Metazoa; Chordata; Testudines; Trionychidae.